Messenger RNA from Ostertagia ostertagi, 1938 nucleotides. NCBI's taxonomy places the organism in Eukaryota, Metazoa, Nematoda, Chromadorea, Rhabditida, Trichostrongylidae. The record is from the annotation of a GenBank genome assembly.
GAGUACGAUCUGCCGUCACCGACCUUUUCUCUCACAGAUUUCCACCGAAGAAACUUUAUUGUCGCAAGGCACAGGAAGACUUUUCAUACUGGGAUGAUGACAAUAGCCAGAGCACUUCAUCGAGAGACUCUUCUAACAGCAACACCCCAAAUUGGGAGAACUGCCCAGGACGACCUUCCCCCAAUUCAGCCGCCGCUCAGCCUCCACUUGAAGAAGAGUCCAAUAUUUCCUCCCAAACUCCCACAAUCUAAACCAAAUAAGUUCAGCCACCAUCUCAUCAACGAGCAUCCUUGGGCACGAUACGUUACUGUCCGUGAACGUCCGUCCAUUCUGUCCGAGGACUGUGUCACAAGCUCUCUUCCACUUGAAGUUUAUCGCCACAUUCCCGAUAUGGGCUAUUUUUCGUACGAAUUCGUCCAGUCGCUGUUCCCUCGCUAUCACCAACAGCCCAACUCCACUCAGCCACUUCCAAUCUUCGAGCUCAUGCGUCUCCAGGACGCUGUCGACUUUCGCAAGCAUUCGUUGAAGAUCAUUGACCAGCUCAAGAAUGGCACUUAUGUGGCCCGUGAAAAUAGUGAUCCAGUGACCCCUUCGGGCUCAAUGGCAUCAACCGUUCUUCCGAUUCCUUGGCACACACGAGAAUUCGUCUUCGUCACCCCUCCAACGGCACCUCAUCGCGUCUUUGGUCUUGUAUUAGAGGGUAAAGACACAAGUUUACGACCUUAUAAAGUCGCCUUCGAAAGUGUUCCCGAUGCAGUUUUUGUCUCCCGUAAACAUCUGCAGAGCUCAUCACGAACCAUGAAGAAGGAUGACAUCGUGCUUGCUGAUACUCGAGGGAAUGUCUCUACAGCGAUCCGCUUUUCCGAGUCGCCUGCGUCGCUCGCUCUGUGCAAGCUGGUCCGUCCAAUCAUCCCUUCCCAUCCGCAAGAGGGACUGCUGCCGUUGAAGAUUUUCGAUAUUCCUCGCGACGAUAGGGACUGGAUCGAUGACCGUGUCGGUAGAUUCACGAAUUACUUCAAAAACCCCCGACAAGCCCACCACAGAAUGACCAAGCUGUUCAACGUUGGCUGCUCUGCUCUACUGGCCAUCGAAGGUAUGAACGACGACAGAAGUACAAGGAGGCUGACAGCUACAGUACCCAGCCUUACUGCUUUCCCGAUUCGGUUCCACUUCACUUUGCGAUUGGAUUCAGAGUCCGGGUGGACUGCAAAUCGCUCUGUCUUCCUGUGGAUAGUUGGUGCCGCUUCUGUUGAGCGCGUCUCGAUUCUAAGAACAAAAUUUGACCCUAAGAGAAAGACCCUCGACAUCCAACUCGUCUCUUCAGCUCGCCUUCAUCGCUCUCUCAUGUUAGAGCUAGCCCGCCAGUGUGUCAAUCGGACAGUGCCAGUGUACCCGAUGCUCACCAAGCACAAGCUCUUCGAGAACAUCACGAGAAACAGCGAGUGUCGAGGAGCGCAGGUGCUCGAUGCGGUCUACAACAAUCUGUCCUCCUAUAAAAUAGCUGGUUCGGACUACAUGUAUGCUGACCGAACAGCAAAACGAAUCUCCUUGGAUGGCAAGUCCCUCGAACUUGGUUCAGAUCAGGUGGCUGCUAUCCGACUAGGAUGUGAUGAUCGUCGUCCAAUUGUGGCCAUUCGAGGACCAUUUGGCUCAGGAAAAACCCUGGUUGCUGCUUUGAUAGCCGCACGGGUUGUGCGCAAACAAAAAGGCUUUUCUAUCAUCACUGCCACCACAAAUGGCGCAGUGGCGCAAAUCACCGACACCAGACCUGCCCGUGCUGCGCUACGUGUCCGACACUUCGCUUAUGAAGGAAAUCCUUCGACCUCUGUCGAUAUAAAUAGCAUACUGAAACGCCUACCCGAUGACUAUUUUGAACAGUUGUCGCGUGAGGAUUUGAGGACUUGUCGAAGUUUCAAAAAAGGGCGUGAGCUACUGGAG